This is a messenger RNA of Halichondria panicea, 921 nucleotides long. RefSeq lists its product as uncharacterized. The record is from RefSeq and is a predicted model, not a curated record. Bases 53 to 832 code for a protein of 259 amino acids. NCBI's taxonomy places the organism in Eukaryota, Metazoa, Porifera, Demospongiae, Suberitida, Halichondriidae. Gene Ontology annotation, biological process: sterol biosynthetic process. Gene Ontology annotation, molecular function: C-4 methylsterol oxidase activity; iron ion binding. The transcript has 3 exons. Gene Ontology annotation, cellular component: endoplasmic reticulum membrane.
GCUGUAGAAUAAAGGUGGGUGUGUCUGGUCCCAAGAAGAUCGAGCUAGCUAGAUGGAGGAGCAUAGAAAUCUCUGGAUGGAGCUUGAUCUGGUUGAGAUGAUGACAUUUGUGGGUUGUAUGGUGGCUGUCAAUAGUCUAGUGUUUGUUCUGUGCGGUGCUUUAGAGCUGGUGGAGAGAUAUGACCUCUUCAGUGACCGCAAGAUCCACAAAACAGCUGCCAAGUGUGAGCAGCCCAGCGUACGUGCAGUGGUGAUCCAUAUGCUCAAGGUGCACUACAUCAUCCAGCCUCUAGGCCUGCCUCUGUUCUAUACCCUCAUGAAGUGGGGAGGAGUGAGGUUCACUGCACCCGGACCAUCCUGGCUGGAGAUUGUGAUCCACUUGGCAAUGAUAAUGCUGAUCGAAGACACGUGUUUCUACUGGAUACACCGCGCCCUGCACACACCCUUCCUCUACAAGCACGUGCACAAGAUGCAUCACGAAUACAAGCAACCUCACUCAUGGGCAGUCGAAUACAGCCAUAUUCUAGAGUAUACAAUUGCAAAUACUUUUGGUAUCUUCAUUGGUGCAGUCUUAAUACAUACUCACAUCUACACAUUCUAUAUAUGGAUAUUGAUUCGUACAGCUGAAGGUGUGGAUGGGCACUGUGGUUACAACUUCUGGUUUAGUCCAUUUCGAUAUUUCCCCUUUCGGCCCGGCAGUGAUGUGCACGAUUAUCAUCACUCUCAUAAUAUCGGUAACUAUGGAUCUCUGUUCACAUUCUGGGACUCCAUUUGUGGAACCAACAUCUCAUUCAGCAACUAUAUACAGAGGAAGAAAAUGGCGCUACAUUGAACUAAAAUAAUGAACAUUCUGUACAACCUGUAUAAUUAUGUGAUGUCAUAAAUAUUGCUUCAAAUAUAAUUUCAGUAUUUGCAACCCAA